AUGCGAAUGCAACUCAGUCUCCUACUAGCAACUGCAAUAACAACAAUCCUCGCAGUCAAUCCACGAGAUGCGCCCAAAGAACCGACCGGUGUCAGAACCAUCACCAGCCCAAACGGUAGCACAAUUCGGUACAAGGAGCCCGGCGAAGAAGGCAUCUGCGAAACCACCCCAGGAGUCAAAUCGUACAGCGGCUACAUUGAUAUAACACCGGACAUCCAUGUGUUUUUCUGGUUCUUUGAAUCAAAGCGCGACCCCAAGCAUGAUCCGGUUACGCUUUGGCUUAAUGGAGGACCGGGAAGUGAUUCGCUUAUUGGCCUAUUUGAGGAAUUGGGCCCUUGUACUGUUGCGGAGAAUAUGACGACGGUUCUUCGUGAUCAUUCCUGGACGGAGGUUUCCAAUCUAUUGUUUCUUUCUCAGCCCGUGGGGACGGGAUUCUCCUACAGUACGAAGGAGGUUGGGUCUUUAGAUCCUACUUAUUUGACGGUCGAGUCGACCACUAAUAAGACGGAAGAAGGGCGGUGGUCUGUCAUCAAUGUCACUGCACUCGACACAAGCCGGUUAGCGGCUGAGUCUGCGUGGGAGCUGCUUCAAGGGUUUUAUAGCGCGCUUCCAAAUCUAGAUGCAGAUGUUGAGUCGACGGAUUUUAAUCUCUGGACCGAAUCAUUUGGUGGCCACUGGGGUCCCAGUUUCUCCACUUACUUCUACGAGCAGAACGAGAAGCUCCCUGAAGAUGGCUCAAAGGGUCGUAAAUUGAACUUCAAGUCUCUUGGAAUCAUAAACGGCAUCAUUGAUGAGCCGACGCAGACGAAGUAUCUUCUCGAGUUCACAAAGAAGAACACAUACGGGGUACAGCUUAUCAACGACACAGUCUAUGACCACGGUGCCUUCAGUCUCAACAUGCCAGACGGGUGUCAAGAUCAGCUUGACUACUGUAACUGGAUGAAGCGGGAGAAUUCCAUUGUCCGUCGGUCAGCGUGCGCGGCCGCUCAAUAUAUCUGCCAGACCACCGUGGAAGGCCUGUACUAUCGCUUCGGUGAUCGAGGAACCUAUGAUAUUCGUAAGCCCACGGGACAAGACGUUCCCCCAAGUUACUGGCGUGACUACCUCAAUACCGGUCCCGUUCAAAACGCCCUUGGAGUAGAUCUAAACUACACCUCAAGCAAUCUAAUCUACACAGCUUUCAGUCUGUCCGGCGACUUCGCAGCGCCAUAUCUCCCCGAUCUAGAAAAGCUCCUGGAACUAGACAUCCAAGUCUCCCUAGUCUACGGCGACGCUGACUACAUCUGCAACUGGCUCGGCGGGGAGGCAAUCUCCAAGGUUGCCAAAUGGUCGGGACAAGAAGCGUUCAACAACGCAGGAUACACUAACCUCGUCGUAGAUGGAACGGCAUACGGCGAAACUCGGCAGUAUGGAAAGCUGAGCUUUACCCGUGUUUGGGAGGCUGGACAUGAAGUUCCUUACUUCCAACCGGCUGCUGCGCUGCAGAUCUUUAAUAGGACUAUUAAUGGGUUUGACAUUGCUACAGGGGAGGUUGGGGUCUCUCCUGGUAGUGAUUAUGCGACGAAUGGCACUGCUGAGACUACUCAUACGACUACUUUGCCUCCUCUUGCUUCGUCAACUUCGGGCUAG
Aspergillus pseudotamarii is the source of this 1629-nucleotide messenger RNA. RefSeq names its product Alpha/Beta hydrolase protein. NCBI's taxonomy places the organism in Eukaryota, Fungi, Ascomycota, Eurotiomycetes, Eurotiales, Aspergillaceae. Gene Ontology annotation, molecular function: serine-type carboxypeptidase activity. Bases 1 to 1629 code for a protein of 542 amino acids. Gene Ontology annotation, cellular component: fungal-type vacuole. Gene Ontology annotation, biological process: proteolysis. The record is from RefSeq and is a predicted model, not a curated record. The transcript has 6 exons.